Rhinolophus ferrumequinum (greater horseshoe bat) is the source of this 3615-nucleotide messenger RNA. RefSeq names its product coiled-coil and C2 domain containing 1A (gene CC2D1A). The record is from RefSeq and is a predicted model, not a curated record. Gene Ontology annotation, cellular component: nucleus. Bases 217 to 3102 code for a protein of 961 amino acids. Lineage: Eukaryota; Metazoa; Chordata; Mammalia; Chiroptera; Rhinolophidae. Gene Ontology annotation, biological process: regulation of transcription by RNA polymerase II. Gene Ontology annotation, molecular function: DNA-binding transcription repressor activity, RNA polymerase II-specific; RNA polymerase II cis-regulatory region sequence-specific DNA binding. The transcript is spliced from 29 exons.
CAAGUCCAGUGGCCUCGCUCCGGUGCCGCCGCCCGCGAGCUACGAGGCGGAAGUAGGGCGGCCUCCCCAGGGACCGAGGACGCGGGGUUGCCGGUCGCGGGGCGCCGGCGAGGGGUGCAGGGCUCCUGAAGGGCGCGUGCGCGGCGAUAGGGCUCCGGGGAGGAGAAAGGGCAAGGCCCAGCGAGGGGCCGGUGGUCCAGGCAUCUUGUCUGGAAGAUGCACAAGAGGAAGGGAAUCCCGGGACCCCCGGGCCGAGGCGCGGCCGCCGCCCGCCAGCUGGGCCUACUGGUUGAUUUCUCCUCGGAUGGCCUGAUGAUCCCCGAGGAUGGAGUUAACAAUGAGGAACUGGAGGCCGAGUUCUUGGCUUUGGUGGGGGGCCAGCCCCAAGCCCUGGAGAAGCUCAAAGGCAAAGGUCCACUGCCCAUGGAGGCCAUUGAGAAGAUGGCCAGUUUGUGCAUGAAAGACCUGGAUGAGGAUGAGGGGACAGAUGAAGAGGAUGUGGAGGCUGAUGAUGACCUGCUGGCCGAAUUAAAUGAGGUCCUUGGGGAGGAACAGAAGGCUUUGGAGCCCCACCCUCCUGUGGCCCAGUCGAAGGCCACAGCCCUCAGCCCAGGGGUGGAGGCCACCUUGCAGGAGAGGCUGGCUCUUUACCAGACAGCGAUUGAAAGUGCUAAGCAAGCUGGAGAUGGCGCCAAGAUACGGCGCUAUGACCGGGGACUUAAGACACUUGAAAACCUGCUGGCCUCCGUCCGAAAGGGCAAUGCCAUUGAUGAAGAGGACAUCCCACCACCUGUUGCCAUAGGGAAGGGCCCAGCGGCCACACCCAGCCACACCCCUGUACUUAUCCCGCCAGCCUCUGUGAACCUGCUGGCUCCAGAACCCAGGGUCACAGUGAACCUGCUGGCUCCAGAACCCAGGGUCACAGUGGAGGGUCCUCCUCCUACUGUCCCAGCCUCAUCCCUGGGCUUGGCGAAGCCCCAGCCGCCCCCAGGUCCCUGCAGCACUGGCCCCCUGGCACAGUUGCAGAGCCGCCAACGCGAGUACAAGCUGGCUGCCCUCCAUGCCAAGCAGCAGGGAGAUACCUCUGCUGCCACCAGACACUUCCGUGUGGCCAAGAGCUUUGAUGCUGUCCUGGAGGCCCUGAGCCGGGGGGAGCCUGUGGACCUGUCCCGCUUGCCCCCUCCACCUGAUCAGCUGCCCCCAGACUCAACAUCACCACUACCACAGCCUAUGACUCCUGCCACAGUGCCCUCCAUGCCAGAGGUUCCCCCACCCCCACGGACUCUCCUGGAGGCCCUAGAGCAGCGAAUGGAGCGAUACCACGUGGCCGCAGCCCAGGCUAAGACCAAAGGGGACCAGCGGAAGGCUCGUAUGCAUGAGCGCAUUGUCAAGCAAUACCAAGACGCCAUACGAGCCCACAAGGCUGGCCGAGCUGUGGAUGUGACUGAGCUGCCAGUACCCCCAGGCUUUCCCCCCAUCCAGGGCCUGGAGGCCUCCGAGCCCACCCAGCCGAGCCUGGUGGGGGUCCUGGAAACUGCCAUGAAGUUGGCCAACCAGGAUGAAGGCCCAGAGGAUGAAGAGGAUGAAGAGCCUAAGAAGCAGCCCAACAGCCCUGUGGCCCCCAUGGCUCAGCCCAAGGCUCCAGCAUCAAGGGCACCCCAGCCAGGAUCCACCCCAGCAGCCAAAACAGCCCCCAAAGGCACAUCCACCAGAGCCCAGCAGCAACUGACCUUCCUGGAGGGCCGAAAGAAGCAGCUCCUGCAGGCCGCAUUGCGAGCCAAGCAGAAGAACGACAUGGAGGGUGCCAAGAUGCACCUGCGCCAGGCCAAGGGGCUGGAGCCCAUGCUGGAGGCCUCACGUAACGGGCUGCCUGUGGACAUCACCAAGGUGCCACCUGCCCCUGUCAGCAAAGACGACUUCGCCCUGGUCCAGCGGCCUGGCCCUGGUCUAUCUCAGGAGUCUGCCCGGCGCUAUGGUGAACUCACCAAGCUCAUAAGGCAGCAGCAUGAGAUGUGCUUGAACCACUCUAACCAGUUCACUCACCUGGGCAACAUUGCUGAAACCAGCAAAUUUGAGAAACUGGCAGAGGACUGUAAACGGAGCAUGGAGACUCUGAAGCAGGCUUUCGCCCGAGGUCUCCCCACGCCCACUGCCCGCUUUGAGCAAAGAACUUUCAGUAUCAUCAAGAUCUUCCCUGACCUCAGCAGCAAUGACAUGCUCCUGUUCAUCGUGAAGGGCAUCAACUUGCCCACGCCCCCAGGGCUGUCCCCCGGUGACCUGGAUGUCUUCGUUCGGUUCGACUUCCCCUAUCCCAAUGUGGAAGAAGCUCAGAAAGACAAGACCAGCGUGAUCAAGAACACAGACUCUCCUGAGUUCAAGGAGCAGUUCAAACUGUGCAUCAAUCGUAGCCACCGAGGCUUCCGAAGGGCUAUCCAGACCAAAGGCAUCAAGUUCGAAGUGGUCCACAAGGGGGGGCUGUUCAAAACUGACCGGGUCCUGGGCACAGCCCAGCUGAAGCUGGAUGCCCUGGAGACAGCAUGCGAGGUCCGGGAGAUCCUUGAGGUACUGGAUGGUCGCCGGCCGACUGGGGGGAGGCUGGAGGUGAUGGUCCGGAUUCGAGAGCCACUGACAGCCCAGCAAUUGGAGACAACGACUGAGAGGUGGCUGGUCAUUGACCCUGUGCCAGCAGCUAUGCCCACACAGGUUGCUGGGCCUAAAGGGAAGGCUCCUCCUGUGCCUGCCCCUACGAGGGAGCCAGGAAACAGAUCCACCCGGCCCCUGCAUAGCCUCAGUGUGCUGGCCUUCGACCAAGAGCGUCUAGAGCGGAAGAUCCUGUCCCUCAGGCAGGCACGGCGGCCAGUGCCCCCGGAGGUAGCCCAGCAGUACCAAGACAUCAUGCAACGCAGCCAGUGGCAGAGGGCACAGCUGGAGCAGGGGGGCCCGGGCAUCCGGAGAGAAUACAUGGCCCAGCUGGAACGUCAGCUGCAGUUCUACACAGAGGCUGCCCGGCGCCUGGGCAAUGAUGGCAGCAGGGAAGCUGCAAAGGAGGCACUCUAUAGGCGGAACCUGGUUGAGAAUGAGCUGCAGCGGCUUCGUAGGUGAGGGAUCGAUCGGGUUUGUGGCCCCUGGAGAUCGGGGAGCAGGCCCGAGGCCCUGGUGCUGGGAGGAGCUGACACAGCUGCAGUCUCAGACCAGACAAGCAGACAAUCAGCAGACAAUCAGCUCUGGAUGGAUGCGUCCCCUGCUGGGCCCACCCAGCCUACCUGGAGCCUCCCUGGCAGUGGGCGUCAGGGAAGGUGCCUGCCCCUUGCCCAGGCCUGGCUUGGUGGGCCUGGGAGAGUCCCGUUUGCACAGCCCAGGGGUAUCCAGCCCCUGGCCUGCCCCAGAGGUGGGAGGGUGGCUAGGACCAAGCCCCAAGGGCCCCUGCAAGCACUUUACUUCCUGUCCCUCCCUAGCCUUAACCCUGAAGCCCAUCCAUACCCCAAAGAAGCCUCUGAGGCCAGCCAGAGCCUGGCUGACUCCCCAGGGGGGUGCCCUGACCCCGCUGGGCCCUAGGGUUGACACAUGGAAUAAACAGCCAGGGCCACACCUGGCUCACUUGGUCCUGCUCACUCC